AUGAACACUAGCUGUGGAGGUCAUUUUGGAGGAGAAAGAACUGCCGCAAAGGUACUGCAAUGUGGGUUCUUCUGGCCCACUAUCUUCAAGGAUGCUAAGGAAUUGGUGAGAAGCUGCAAUGAGUACGAAAGGGCUGGCAAUCUGCCCAAGAGAAAUGAGAUGCCACAGCAAUACAUUCUAGAGCUUGAACUGUUCGAUGUAUGGGGGAUCGACUUCAUGGGACCAUUUCCACCCUCAUAUUCGAACAAGUAUAUCUUGGUGGUAGUAGACUAUGUAUCUAAGUGGGUGGAGGCCGUGGCAACCCCAACCAAUGACAACAAGGUAGUCAUAAACUUUCUUCGAAGGAAUAUCUUCACCAGAUUUGGAGUCCCACGAGCCCUCAUAAGUGAUGGAGGGAGCCAUUUCUGCAAUAGACCAUUGGAAACCCUACUCCUAAGAUAUGGGGUGAAGCAUAAGGUUGCCACACCUUAUCAUCCCCAAACAAGUGGGCAAACAGAGAUAUCUAAUCGAGAGUUGAAAAGGAUCUUGGAAAAGACUGUGGGGAUAUCAAGAAAAGACUGGGCAAAGAAGCUAGAUGAUGCUCUUUAG
Arachis stenosperma is the source of this 588-nucleotide messenger RNA. RefSeq lists its product as uncharacterized. The transcript has a single exon. Gene Ontology annotation, molecular function: nucleic acid binding. Lineage: Eukaryota; Viridiplantae; Streptophyta; Magnoliopsida; Fabales; Fabaceae. The coding region runs from base 1 to 588 and encodes 195 amino acids. Gene Ontology annotation, biological process: DNA integration. The record is from RefSeq and is a predicted model, not a curated record.